AAUUACUGGAAGAACACUCACGUGACCAACACGUGGUAUGUGAACUUUGCCUCUCUUCUCACUCGGACACAUUCAUCCCCAAAAGAAACCUUCCCUUCCUCCUCCGUCUUUUCGCCCUUCUGCGCUCACAUCGUCAAUCAGUUGAAAAAUGGCGGGAAAGUACAUCAUAGGAUCUCUUGUGGCAACCUUUGGAGUUGCAUAUGUUUGUGACACCAUUAUUUCUGACAGAAAGAUAUUUGGAGGUACCACUCCCGGAACUGUUUCAAACAAGGGAUGGUGGGAAGAAACUGACAAGAAAUUCCAGGCCUGGCCUCGCACUGCAGGACCUCCCGUUGUCAUGAACCCCAUCAGUCGCCAGAAUUUCAUUGUCAAAUCCCAGUCAGAAUAGUGAAAGGGUUUACCUUGGGCAUAUAAGUUGAUGAAAUGAGUUUCUUUUCCUGGUCAACAAAAUCAUUCUAAUAAGCUUCUCACUGUGGGUAAGAUUUUACUCUUGUUUCUGGCUUGGUUGAAGGUGUAUCAAACCGUGGCUGGCAUUUUUUGUGACAAAUUUCCUUUUUGUUUGGGGGUUAUUUAAUCAGAAUUGGCCCCUCAUUCAAAACGCAAGGUCCAGAUAAUACUUUUGGGUGUUGCUCUUGUUGUGUUUUUAUCCAAACUACAUUGGUUAACUGAGAGUAUGCUUCUGAAUGCUGCUGUUUCAUCUCUUUA
Rosa chinensis is the source of this 705-nucleotide messenger RNA. RefSeq lists its product as uncharacterized. NCBI's taxonomy places the organism in Eukaryota, Viridiplantae, Streptophyta, Magnoliopsida, Rosales, Rosaceae. The coding region runs from base 149 to 388 and encodes 79 amino acids. The transcript is spliced from 3 exons. The record is from RefSeq and is a predicted model, not a curated record.